AUGAGUGUCGUACGAGGAUUUCACACAGCAUCCAUAUUAGCAAAUGGAUUAGUAUUAGUUGCUGGUGGAGUCAACAGCAGUGGUACUGUUAAUAGUGCUGAAUUGUACAAUCCAUUAACAGGCACCUGGAUGACCACAGGGAGCAUGAAUGUUACACGAAAAUAUCACACAGCAUCCACGUUAGUAAAUGGAUCAGUAUUAGUUGCUGGUGGAUUCAACGGUGGUUAUCUUAAUAGUUCUGAAUUGUACAAUCCAUCAACAGGUCUUUGGACAACCACAGGAAGUAUGAAUGACGUACGAGAUUAUCACACAGCAUCCACGUUAGCAAAUGGAUCAGUAUUAGUUGCUGGUGGACAAGAUAGCAAUAGUGGUCUCCUGGAUAGUGCUGAAUUGUACAAUCCACCAACAGGCACUUGGGCAGCUACAGGAAGCAUGAGUGUUGCACGGAGAUAUCACACCGCAUCCAUAUUAGCCAAUGGGUUAGUAUUAGUUACUGGUGGAUACAACAGCGGUAGUAUUGUUCUCAUUAGUGCUGAAUUGUACAAUCCAUCAAGAGGUAUUUGGACAAUCACAGGAAGCAUGAAUAUCGCACGAAAAUUACAUACAGCAUCCAUAUUAGCAAAUGGAUUAGUAUUAGUUGCUGGUGGACAAGAUACCAAUAAUGCUCCCAUCAAUAUCGCUGAAUUGUACAAUCCAUCAACAGGCACUUGGGCAAUCACGGGAAGCAUGAAUAUCGCACGAUAUUCUCACACAGCAUCCACAUUAGCAAAUGGAUCAGUAUUAGUUGCUGGUGGAAUGAGCAACACUAGUGUUUAUCUGAACAGUGCUGAAUUGUACAAUCCAUCAACGGGCACAUGGACAACUACAGCAAACAUGAGUAUCGCACGAUAUAUACACACAGCAUCCAUAUUAACAAACGGAAAGAUAUUAGUUGCCGGUGGAAACGGCGCUAGUGGUUAUCUCAAAAGUGCUGAGCUUUAUUAA
This is a messenger RNA of Adineta steineri, 984 nucleotides long. Lineage: Eukaryota; Metazoa; Rotifera; Eurotatoria; Adinetida; Adinetidae. The record is from the annotation of a GenBank genome assembly.